CUAGUGGAGUUUUCGAAUCAACUCAAACAAUUCUUAUCAAAUUUCCUCUAUCAAAUCCCCAUGUGCUCUCAUCGAUGCUUUUUCAGAGGUGGAAGAGCUUCUGAAGCCCAUCUACACAAAGUUCGAUGAGUUCAGUAAAACAGGUGACGCCGAUGCAGCUGGCAAGCUUUACCAUGAUCAGGCAGUCGUUGUGGAGAAAGGCGAGAAAGCUACAUUCGGGAGAGAAGAGAUCGUUAAAAUGCUCAAAGAGUUCUUCGAGAAAGUCGGCCCGCACAAAUUCGUGACGAGUAACGAAUCUUAUCAAGGCACCGACGAUUACUUGAUUGCUCAAUGCGACGUUGAAGUACAUCCAGAAAAGGGAGGGGACAUUCUUAAAGGCAAAACGCUUCAUAUCUGGAAGAAACAGGACGGAAAUUGGUUAUUGUAUCAUGAAGAAUACGAAAAGUUGAUUAUCAACUCCGAAAACUGUGAAUCUCCAAAAGCAAUCAACAAUCAUCAGAAAGAGAAAAUCAAUCAACGUCCAAAGGCUAUUCAUUACAGCGGACAAGAAGUGAAAGAUGUGCUUACUGCUCGUUACGAUGCCAUGGAAAAACAUUGUCAAACUGGUGACAUUGAAAAAGUCGCAGAAUUCUAUCACAGUGAUGGAGUGAUGAUUGAAAGAGGAGUAUCGGUCGCUUAUGGAAGAGCUCAGGCCCCUACAGAUUCCCUCGCACUGCCUACACCUGAAGAACCGCCCAUACAACUUCUCAAAGAAGUUGUUGACCUUAUGGAGAUUAACCAGCCUUGUCCCUUUGAGAAAUCCAACGAGAAAUACGAAGGCUGCGAGGAUUUCCUGAUUCUGACUUGCGAUUCUACGCUCAGUUCGGUCAAGCGUGGUACAGAGACCGCCAAGGUUAUUCAGAUUUGGAAGAAGGAUCAGGGAAAAUGGACCAUCUAUCAUGAAGAGUACGAAGUGAAAAAGUGA
Messenger RNA from Haemonchus placei, 964 nucleotides. NCBI's taxonomy places the organism in Eukaryota, Metazoa, Nematoda, Chromadorea, Rhabditida, Trichostrongylidae. The record is from the annotation of a GenBank genome assembly.